Molecule: messenger RNA, 5850 nt
Organism: Phyllopteryx taeniolatus (common seadragon)
Lineage: Eukaryota; Metazoa; Chordata; Actinopteri; Syngnathiformes; Syngnathidae
Gene: slc2a6
Product: solute carrier family 2 member 6
Exons: 9
Coding region: 157-1683 (508 amino acids)
Biological process (GO): transmembrane transport
Cellular component (GO): membrane
Molecular function (GO): transmembrane transporter activity
Source: RefSeq, a predicted model, not a curated record
GUUGUCAUUUCCAAAAGUCCAGUGGUGACUUACUUCCUACUUUCACUUUUAUUUUGCCUGCUGUGUGUUAAUUUCUUCUGAGACAGGACAGUCCUGCAGUGCACACCUCUCACGGGUUUUUUACUUGCUACAGUUGUGCAGUCCUCCUGUGCCAACAUGGAUGAAGAAAGACCUCUACUGGACACAAGAAAGUCAUCAUCAGAGACCACGUUCAACAAAUCCAAACUGUUACUGGCUGUUUUUGCGGCCGUCUUGGGGAACUUCAAUUUUGGUUAUUCCCUGGUCUAUCCGUCCCCUGUCCUGCCAGUGCUCCAGGGUCCCGAUGCGGACCCCCGGCUGAGAAUGGACACCUCCCAGGCUGCAUUGUUUGGCUCAAUCUACAUGCUGGGCAUGGCCGGAGGCGGGCUGGGGGCCAUGUUGCUUAACGACCUAAUUGGCAGAAAGUUAAGCAUAAUGGUGUCGGCCGUGCCUUCCGCUAUUGGUUACCUGCUGCUGGGAGGGGCUGUGGAAUUGUGGAUGCUCCACCUGGGCCGUUUCCUCACAGGUGUCGCAGGGGGGAUAACAGCGGCGUCCAUUCCUGUAUACAUCUCAGAGAUCUCCCAUAAAUCACUGAGAGGAGCACUCGGAACCUGCCCUCAGAUUACUGCUGUAUUUGGAGCCCUGGCACUCUACACUUUGGGUCUGGUGUUACCGUGGCGGUGGCUUGCAGUGGCAGGAGGCGUGCCAGCAUUGCUGAUGGUUGUACUGCUAUUCUUCAUGCCAAACUCCCCCAGGAGGCUCCUCUCCCUGGGCAGAGAGGGGCAGGCCAAGUACACUCUUCACUGGCUGAGGGGCGCUGACUAUGAUAUACAGAGCGAGCUCGACACCAUCAAGUGCAGCAUCCGUCUGCAGAGCCGUAUCACAUGGUCCCAGCUGGCCAUGCCCAUCUACUACCGCCCAAUUCUCAUCUCUGUGGCGAUGCGUUUCCUGCAACAGCUGAGUGGCAUCAGCCCCAUUCUUGUCUACUUGGAGCCCAUCUUUUCUCAGAGUAAUGUCUCACUGGAGCCCAGGUAUGAUGCUGCAAUUGUGGGAUUGGUUCGCCUUGUUUCUGUCAUCUUGGCGGCAGUUUUGAUGGACAAGGCAGGGCGCAAAGCUCUGCUGUACACCUCCAGCUUUCUGAUGUUCCUGUCCAUGCUGACUCUGACCAUGAUUUCCUGCACCACAUCUUACCUACCUGGACCCACCCCUCCAAACUUCACUGCAAAUGUGGAGCCCAACAUCCACUAUGACGUGGUUUUGAUGGCUAGCAACCAAAUAGCUGCAGGCCCCAUUCCACUGAUCAGCGUCGUGGUAUUUAUAUUUGGCUAUGCCUUGGGAUGGGGGCCAAUCACGUGGCUGCUGAUGUCAGAGGUAUUGCCUUUGGCUGUCAGGGGCGUCGCCUCGGGCCUAUGCGUGACUGUGAGCUGGGUGACAGCCUUCGUGCUCACAGACGCCUUCACUCACCUGGUAGACAGCUACGGCCUGUACGUGCUGUACUUUUUUUUCACGGUGGUGUGUGUCGUAUGUCUGCUCUUCACCGCAUUGUGCAUCCCGGAGACCCGUGGCCGAUCUCUGGAGGAAAUCGAGAACUAUUUCAGGACACGCAGAUUUACUAUUAAUCAUGAUCAUUCUACUGAACACUCUGCAGAAAGAGCAAAGGGCUGAUGUAUGCAACUCUGCGGGGACAUUGGAAUAUUAAACCACACAAUUCCUAUCUUGGACCUUUCUGUGUGGCAUGUUCUCCCACUGUCCUUCACGUUAAAUACAUGAUUUCCUAUGCAGCAUGUUCAACUCUAGGGAUGGUUAACCCAGGGCCCGAAACAGACACAUUUAACCCACAAAUAAGCAUAAUAUAGAAUAGUAAACCUUAGAUUGAUUGUUGCAACAUAUUUUGUGCAUACAUUUUCUAUGGACCACAGAGGACUAAAAAAAACCUGAAAUGGCUACUGAUGGUGGAAAAAAAGGCAUUUCCACUCUUGUUUUAGUCAUUUAGCUCUCACUAAGACUCAUACUGCAUGUGACCAUACUGUAUCCAGGACUAGUACUACUAGUCCUACUACUCCUUAAUGCAAUAUUAGGUUUCUUUUUCUACCUUUUUGGAAAGAUGUUUUACAAUGAACGGCUUAUGAUGUAGUGCUAGUGACAAAUAGUCAAGAAAGUGUAAAUAUUUGACCAUGCAUGUUAAACAGUGGAUAACUAAAUGAGUACUACGGCCACGUUGAAAAGAAAAAAACAUUGAAUGUAAAUAAAUGCAUAUAAUUACAAGAAUAAAGUCACAGUAUUAUGAAAACGCUCUUAUCUCGGGAGAAUUAAGGUGUCAUAUUAAGAAAGUUGUAAUUUUACACUAAAUUACACAAAAUAUGACAUCAACAGAGCAACACAGGGCUCCAGUUGUGAGCAUGUCUGCCGCACAGUUCUGAGGUUCAGGGUUUGAACAUUUGAGUCUGUUCCUGAGAGAGUGUGUACUGCUCUCAGACUGUUGCAUUUAGGUUUGUGUAGGAAUGUUUAACUUUAUUUCCUUAGAAAUACGUUUUCUUUCUUGUAAGAUUACACUUUUCAGUAUGGCCCUAAUACUCCUUUGUGGAUUACACACAUAGCAAAAACCAGCAAUACAUUUUAAACAUAGUAAAAUAUUUGCAUAAUGACAUGAAUUUAUCAGUCCUGAGAGCAAAUAUGUUGGCAGCUGUCUUUUUGAUUCACCGCAAACAGGUCACGUGGUGCAGUGCACUGAUAGUCGCAGGUUUGCGUUCCGGCUUUGUGUAUGUAUGUAUGAAUGGUGAAGAAGGAGCUGAGCCGAAAGGCAAAGCUCUCGAUUUACCGGUCGAUCUACGUUCCUACCCUCACCUAUGGUCACGAGCUGUGUUUUGUGACCGAGAGAACAAGAUCGCGGAUACAAGCGCCCGAAAAUGAGUUUCCUCCGCAGGGUGUCUGGGCUCUCCCUUAGAGAUAGGGUGAGAAGCUCGGUCAUCCGGGAGGAUCUCAGAGUAGAGCCGUUACUCCUUCACAUCGAGAGGAGCCAGAUGAGGUGGCUCGGGCAUCUGGUUAGGAUGCCUCCCGGACGCCUCCCUGGUGAGGUGUUUCGGGCACGUCCCACCAAGUGGAGGCCCCGGGGAUGACCCAAGACACGCUGGAGAGACUACGUCUCCCGGCUGUCCUGGGAACGCCUCGUGAUCCCCCGGAAGAGCUCGACGAAGUGGCUGGGGAGAGGGAAGUCUGGGUUUCCCUGCUUAAGCGGCUUCCCCCGUGACCCGACCUCGGAUAAGCGGAGGAAAAUAAAUGGAUGGAUGGACAUUCUGGAUUUUAGGACUAGUUUUAAGUUUUCUUCAAAUGAUUUGUGGUAAUGAUCCAUCCAUUUUCUGAGCCGCUUCUCCUCACUAGGGUCGCGGGCGUGCUGGAGCCAAUCCCAGCUGUCAUCGGGCAGGAGGCGGGGUACACCCUGAACUGGUUGCCAGCCAAUCGCAGGGCACACAGAAACAAACAACCAUUCGCACUCACAUUCACACCUACGGUCAAUUUAGAGUCUCCAAUUAAUGCAUGUUUUUGGGAUGUGGGAGGAAACCGGAGUGCCCGGAGAAAACCCACGCAGGCACGGGGAGAACAUGCAAACUCCACACAGGCGGGGCCGGGGAUUGAACCCGGGUCCUCAGAACUGUGAGGCUAACGCUCUAACCAGUCGGACACCGUUCCGCUUGUGGUAAUGAUAAAACAUUAAUUCAAAAGCAGAUGGCGAUCCUAGUACUAAUACACAUUGUGCCUUCAAGAACUGAUUUGAUGUCAGAUACAUUUUCCUCGAUGUUCAAAGACAAUGACAGACUGUCUAAACUGCGUAAGAAUGGCAGUGGAAAUGAGUCAAUGAGAAAAGGCAUGGCUCGUCAAACAGGUCACGCUUCAGAUAUACCGGUAAUAACAAAAAGGGAUUAUGUAAAGCUGACAUUGCGUGUGAGACUGACGCAAAUAGUUAUGUUGUUAUUAUUAUUACAUAACAAACCUAAUGUAUUGAAGUAGAGAUGUAAGAAGUGUUGCACUAAGGUAUGGAUAACCUGGCUUGUGAUUUCUUUUGAGAUACAAGCCGUCAUUCGGCCGUAUUUUUGCUUUGACUUGCGAGCAAACAUUUGAACGGUAAAACGGCGGUGAUCUCAACUCACUUCACAACAAGCUGCAGUUUGGCAGAUAGUGAACAACUCUUCAAAAAAGGCUUCAAGCUGUUUAUUGCCACUCGAAGUUUACUGUCAAAUAAACAUACAAAAAGAGAAUGACACGUGUAUUUAAAACAACCAGAUAGCCUUGCUUUAGACAAAUCCUUUUAGCUAGCUGCGUCACUUCGGCAUCGCCCCUUCCCUAGGAUAUAAAAAGUUAACUUGAGCGCCUUCAUCCGCAUCAGUGGUUAUUCGGUGCAAUUUUGAGUUACUUAUUAUUAUUCGGCUAAUUUUUUCCACUACAGCAUGCACUUAGUUAGCUAUCUCAGCCAACACCCCGAAAAUGCAUCUUGUGGUUCCCUGAAUGGUCACAGAACAGCUGUCGUUAUUUCGAUUCCCAAAUGAGGCUUUCAGCAGAUAUAUUUUCACAUCUUAACUAUGUAGUAAUGUGUGACAAAACGGGUCCAAGCAGGUUGGAACGGGUGGAGGAAGGUGUCAGGUGUGUUAUGUGACAGAAGAGUCUCUGCUCGGAUGAAGGGCCAAGUUUAUAAAACAGUGGUGAGGCCAGCCACGAUGUACGGAUUAGAGACAGUGGCACUGAAGAGACAACAAGAAGCAGAGAUGGAGGUGGCGGAAAUGAAGAUGUUGAGGUUCGCUCUCGGAGUGACCAGGUUGGAUAAAAUUACAAAUGAGCUCAUCAGAGAGACAGCCAAGGUUCGAUGUUUAGGAGACAAAGUUAGAGAGUGCAGAGUUUGAUGGUUUGGACACAUCCAGAGGAGAAAUAGUGAGUAUAUUGGUAGAAGGAUGAUGAGGAUGGAGCUGCCAGGCAAGAGAGCUAGAGGAAGACCAAAGAGAAGGUUGAUGGAUGUCGUGAGGGAAGACAUGAUGGCAGUUGGUGUUCGAGAGGAGGAUGCAGGAGAUAGGCUUACAUGGAAAAGGAUGACGCGCUGUGGCAACCCCUAAAGGGACAAGCCGAAAGGAAAAGAAGAACUAUGUAGUAAUGUGUAGGCAUGAGAAAAUUACUAGAUGAAGUAGCAUCCAUUUUUCAUCAGGGCGUGGUUUCUCACAUUCAGCAGACGUGCCCACAGCGUUUGAGAGCAGAGACAAGCGCUUGAUUAUUGUCAUUAGUAACUUCAUGGCUUAAUGCUUGCAAAUAUCCAUCAUGAGAGUCUUGGUACUAAUGUAAGACUAUGUGUGCAAGUUAGCAUUUUAUUUUGCUCAAAACAUUACAAAGAGGCAAAUGAAAACCUGUAUAACAAACAAUCAAGUCGCAAAUGAUGUUGAAAAGUCUAAGUUAGAGGACGGUAACGAUCAGGUAUUAAGUAGAAGUCACCCGAACAGUAGUGCAUAUACAGUCGUCUUAUAAAUGGUGCACUUUCUCUCUGGUCAGAGUUUACGUUACCUGCUGAGUCUAUUUUUGCAUUCAUAAAUCCACCCACCUUGCGUGUUCCUAAAUUGCUGCCCUCUCAUCACCACUCUGCUACUGUAUUCUGACUUUUUUUGUAUUCUCUAAGCAACAACAAGAAUUAUUCAAUCCCCGUUGCAAAUUACUUUACUUACUUUAAUUUAUAAACAGAAUCACUGUUGGAAACUUACAGGAAAAAAAUGUCAAAUUAAUUUGGUUGAGCUGUUUAAAUUGUUUUUGUCUUGUUCAUUGGAAUCUUGUAACCUUUGGAAAUAAAUCUAAUUUACAAUG